AUGAAGUACGAGCAACUUCCAAUUGCAAGGAUCAGCCUGUACAGUACAUCGCGUUUGCGUUCUCGUAUGAGGUCAAACCGAUCCUACUCUUUGUGGAUGAAGCACGGUUUAAAAAGCAGCGAACGCACACGCAUUUCGUACAUGCAGGCAACACCCCAAGUGGACACUUCAGGGCUCGUCGCGUGGUUGCCGUGGUUCGUGAAAAGAAUGCUUCUGAGAAUGGGACAGGCUGAAAUUUCGCCGACUGCUUAUCAAUUGGAGGCGCUCGAGUAAGUGUCGAGCAGGGCGUUGACAGGCCACGGUUCAAUGUGACCGUUUUAUCUGCUUGUCUGGGCUCCUUCGACAAGUUAUUUCAUCCAACAUUCGCAUUACUUCGGCUACUACGCUUAAGUGAUUCCUACAUAAAAUGACUCAUCCAUUAAUCUCUCAAGUGAGUCUUAAGACUUACGUAUAAUAUACAUUUUAUUUACAACGAAAAGAUUAAAUAAAACAAAUUCUGCUCUUGCUCUUUAUUAUUGAAUUUGAUAAAUGUCCGUCGAACCGCAUCGAGUUGGAAAAAAAAACCGAUAAAAUUUUUUUAUUUAUCUUCAACUCCAUUGACUGACUCAAGAGUCAAUAAUAAUUUGCAUAUACUGUGAAAAUUAUGCAGAUACAGUUCACAUAAAUAUUGUUCGUUACUAUCUUAAUGAAAAAAUAACUGAAAUAUAGUUAUACCGCUGGUACAGUACAAGUGGAAUAUUUUUCCAAUAGCUACCAAUGA
Molecule: messenger RNA, 760 nt
Organism: Heterotrigona itama
Lineage: Eukaryota; Metazoa; Arthropoda; Insecta; Hymenoptera; Apidae
Source: the annotation of a GenBank genome assembly